This is a messenger RNA of Fonticula alba, 1191 nucleotides long. RefSeq lists its product as hypothetical. The transcript is spliced from 4 exons. The coding region runs from base 43 to 1191 and encodes 382 amino acids. The record is from RefSeq and is a predicted model, not a curated record. NCBI's taxonomy places the organism in Eukaryota, Rotosphaerida, Fonticulaceae.
CCCCCCUCUCGUGCCGCUCUCCCCCCCCCUCCCCCCCUGGCCAUGAACCCCCGGUAUGUGGCCGACCCUUGGCCGCAGCGGUCACGCCGGUAUGCCACAGACCCUCGCUCCACAUCUGCCGUGGACCCGGCGACGGCCGACGCCACGGCUCUGGCCCAACUGGGGGCUACAUCCAGUAGCCGGCAGCUGGCACACCUCUCCCAAAGGAUCGCCUUGACCCAAAAUGCCACGAACUCCGGCCGAUCAACCGCACCGCCACCAGCCCCGACAGCACCCACACGCGAGCGCCCCCCGGUGCCGAUGUCCUUCUUGGCCGGCGCUCGAUCGGCCUUUUUCCCGCCCGGCGGCGGGCUACCAAGCGCCGCGGCCACAACCACCGGGCAGGCCGCACUCAUGGCCGCGGCCCCCACCGCCGCCUCUCGCACGCCCAGCCCCGAUGAUGUGCUGGUCGACUCGCUCGUGGAGGACCUCCUGCAGGCUCGCGACACGCUCCCCUCGCGCGCCCUUGCUUCCGAGCGGCCAGCCUUGGCCUAUGUCUUCUCGAAAUUGGUGGAGGAUCUGCGCGCCGGACGCCUCCAGCCCGGAUUGGCUGGCGAUGCCGACCUCCUGAAGCAUGCUUCGGAUUCGACACUCAGCGGUGACGAUGAUGAUGAUGAUGAUGAUGACUAUAAUGAUGGUGAUGAUGUGGAUGGUUUCCUCACGGGCGAGGAUGACCCGGAGGGGCUUGGAGCCCGGCGCCGGCGCCGGCGGCUUCGUCGCCAGCAGCGUGGAUCCUCCCGUUCAAAUCACCCGGCCGACAUGUCGCCAACCACUCGGCGCAAGCGGUUCCGGCCGAACCCGGCCAACGAGCAGGUCAACACCGCCCUCAGACAGUGCAUCCAUGCGGUCGAGCGCAUUCGAUCGGAGCACGCGUCAUGGAUUGCCCUCGAGGCAGAUGUCACCCGAGUUGAGAGCAUGGUUGAUGUGAAGCUUGGCACUGUGGUGGAUCGCUUGCUGGCCGACCUCCCGGAGCCCUUGCAGGAGGUCGUCUCAGCUGCCCUGUCCACUGACACUCGGCAGCUGUCCGAGAGCGAUCUUGUGCGACAGGUUGCCCAGGCCACCGAGGCCUCGGUCCCAGCAAAUGACUCCGCCGAUGAGGGCCUUUGCAGCAGCAGCAGCAGCAGCAGCAGCAGCAAUGGGCGUCGGGCCUGA